Molecule: messenger RNA, 1770 nt
Organism: Orbicella faveolata
Lineage: Eukaryota; Metazoa; Cnidaria; Anthozoa; Scleractinia; Merulinidae
Product: NADPH:adrenodoxin oxidoreductase, mitochondrial-like
Molecular function (GO): oxidoreductase activity
Source: RefSeq, a predicted model, not a curated record
CCUUGGGUUGACGCCUUGCAGAUUUGGUACUUUUUCAUAACUGAACUUCAUAUUUUCCUAUUUGUAUGGAUCAAUACGAUUUAUGUUGAAGUCAUAUUUUAAGAAGAUAUGUGGAUUACUCUCCGGCGGUCCGUGGUCCAUCGGAAAGCUAUCAAAUGUUCUGUGCAAGCUGGCCAUAGAAGCUGGUCUUAUCCCAGAUGGUUCUCGGUUUCUUGUGGUGCAAAUCAAACAGAGAAGCCGCAUGUAGGAAUUGUGGGCAGCGGCCCUGCAGGGUUUUACACCGCACAACAAAUUUUAAAGUCCCAUGAUGAAGCUCUUGUUGAUGUUUAUGAACGUCUUCCAGUUCCAUUUGGCUUGGCAAGAUUUGGAAUUGCCCCUGAUCAUCCAGAAACUAAAAAUUGCAUUAACCAGUUCACAACGACAGCACUGUCUGACAGGUGCUCUUUUAUUGGAAAUGUGAAUGUUGGAGAAGAUGUGAAUGUGGCAGAGUUGUUAAAAGCUUAUGAUGCUGUUGUCUUGUGUUAUGGGGCAGAAGAUGACAAAACCUUUGGAAUUCCUGGUGAGGAUUUGCAAGGAGUGUAUUCAGCAAGAGCAUUUGUGGAGUGGUAUAAUGGACUUCCUUCUAAUUCUCAUCUAGAGCCAGACUUGAGUACAGAGGCUGCUGUCAUACUGGGACAAGGAAAUGUAGCUCUUGAUGUUGCAAGGAUUCUGCUCAGCCCGAUAGAACUAUUGGAGAAAACAGACAUCUGUGAGCAUGCUUUGGAAGCACUUAGGAAAAGCUGUGUCCAGACAGUUUAUAUUGUUGGCAGACGAGGACCAUUACAGGUGUCAUUUACUAUUAAGGAGUUAAGGGAAAUGACCAAGUUAGAGGGCUGUAAAGCUGUGUUUGACCCUGACGACUUCAGAACAACACAAGAAAAGCUUCCUAAUAUUCCAAGACCAAGGAAAAGACUUACUGAACUGAUGUGCAAGACGGCAUUAGAUGAGAGCACUUCACUGAAUGCUGCAAUUAGAAAAUGGAGUCUAAAAUUUCAAAGGAGUCCUGUAGAGUUUCUUCCCAUGCCAGGUGGAGAAAAACUAUCUGGAGUCAGAUUAGAAAUCAAUAAUUUAGUAGAGAGUAAUGGGUCAGUCCAAGCUCAUGGCACUGGUGUAUAUGAGGGUGUACCUUGCGGUCUGGUGUUUCGUAGCAUUGGAUACAAGAGCAUUCCAAUGAGUCACGCUCCCUUUGAUAUGAAAAGAGGUGUUAUCCCGAACGAAAAUGGAAGAGUAAAUGACUCAGGUCUGUACUGCAGUGGCUGGGUGAAAAAUGGUCCAGUAGGAGUUAUAGCCACAACAAUGAACGAUGCUUUCCAUACUGGACAACUCGUUGUACAAGAUUUAAAAUCUGGUGAAAUAAAGAUAAAGAGUCAGACCAAAGGAUUUGAGGUUAUAAGAAGCUUAUUACACUCAAGAGGAGUCAAACCUGUUUUCUUUGAUCAGUGGCGCAAAAUCGACCAAGUUGAACAAGAAAGAGGAAGGCAACUCGGAAAACCACGAGAAAAGAUUAUCAGUGUGCAAGAAAUGUUGGACAUUGCUUAUAAACAUGAAGGAAGCUAGUAAUUCUAGAGAUCUUCGUUGCACACAAAAUAUGUGCCAUGUCAGUGCUACCGGCCCUCCAAUGUAGAUGUCACAAUCCAGCCUAAAGGGACAACAUGGAACAAUCAAACAUUUCAUAUUUCCACUGUAAUAAAGAAUAGUAAUAUUUUAUUACAACAAACAGUUUAAACUUAA